Coprinopsis cinerea okayama7#130 is the source of this 582-nucleotide messenger RNA. RefSeq lists its product as hypothetical. The record is from RefSeq and is a predicted model, not a curated record. Bases 1 to 582 code for a protein of 193 amino acids. NCBI's taxonomy places the organism in Eukaryota, Fungi, Basidiomycota, Agaricomycetes, Agaricales, Psathyrellaceae. The transcript is spliced from 3 exons.
AUGCCCCAUUUCGAACGCGUCCUCGAGAUACCCGGAUGGAGGGAGAAUGUGGAAAAGGCGGGCGUUGUCACCCGUGUACUUCGUCUCGGGUUCUACUUCAUUCGUCGGGUCCUGACUCCUGAGGCGGGCCUAGCAUACCCUGGGCUCGCUGGUUCCCCUGGCUUUCUCUCAGCCUGUAGAUGUUUGACAGAAAUCGCCACUCGCCACUCGCCACUCGCACCUUGUCAUUUCGUUCUGCCGUUACUUGUGUCGACGCGACCCUGCAACCCUGGUGCUGCGCAUACGAGCAGCGGAUGUUUUCAGAUGUUUUCGAACGUUGCUGCAAGCUCGGUGUUGAAGCGGGUAUCAAGUACUACGUGCCCUGACGUCGUCUACCCCCUUGACUAUUUCCUCCUUUAUCUGUCUUCUGCGUGCUCUGUAGCGGGCACACACGCACACGAACAAGGUGAAUGCACACGUUGGUCGUUGGUCGAAUUCAAACCUUGGAUCUCGAGAGGUUGGUAUAUCAGUCUAGAAGCCUCGAACCUCAAGUUGGACUCGGAGUGUAGGCUCGUCUCGACGACGGACUCCAUUGCUUCCUAA